Trifolium pratense (red clover) is the source of this 3806-nucleotide messenger RNA. Its product is annotated as putative receptor-like protein kinase At3g47110. The record is from RefSeq and is a predicted model, not a curated record. Gene Ontology annotation, biological process: hormone-mediated signaling pathway; protein phosphorylation. Gene Ontology annotation, molecular function: protein binding; protein kinase activity; ATP binding. Gene Ontology annotation, cellular component: plasma membrane. The transcript has 5 exons. Bases 30 to 3572 code for a protein of 1180 amino acids. Lineage: Eukaryota; Viridiplantae; Streptophyta; Magnoliopsida; Fabales; Fabaceae.
ACAUAUGCAUACAUUGUAUUGUAUUGAAAAUGGCCAAACCAUACUCUUUGCUCUGUAUUCUCUCUGCCUCACUCUAUUAUUACUUCUUCAUUAGUUGCUUAGCUAAAAGUACUAAAAACAUCACCACCGAUGAAUUUGCACUUCUUGCAUUCAAAUCAUCUAUUACCUUAGACCCUUAUCAUAUGCUUAGUAAUUGGUCAAUUUCCUCUUCUUCUUUCUUCUCAUCAUGCAAUUGGGUUGGUGUCACUUGUGAUGAGCAUCAUGGAAGAGUAAAGGCAUUGAAUCUUAGUAACAUGGGCCUUGAAGGUACAAUAAUUUCUCCUCAAAUGGGAAAUCUCUCUUUUCUUGUUUUUCUUGAUCUACAAGGCAAUAGUUUCCAUGGUGAGUUACCACAAGAAUUACUUAAAUUGCAUAGAUUGAAAUGGUUGGAUUUGAGCUACAAUGAUUUUGUUGGAGAAUUUCCAUCAAGGGUAGGGGACUUAUCCAAACUUCAACACUUGGAUCUUGGCUAUAAUAAUUUUGUUGGAAUAAUUCCACAAUCUAUAUCCAAUUUAUCAAUGUUAGAGUAUCUAAAUUUGAACUCAAAUCUCAUUAAAGGAACCAUUCCAAAGACAGUUUCCAACAUGUCUUCCCUUGAAGAAAUCUACUUAGCAAAUAACUCCUUAUCAGGAGAAAUUCCGAAAGGAACCGGUGAUCUUGCACGGCUGAGAAUUGUGAACUUUCAAGAUAAUAUGCUCUCAGGCAACAUAUUAUUCAUGUUCAACAACUCAUUAUUGCAAUACUUAGCUCUUGGUGAUAAUCAUUUGACCGGCAUUCUUCCAUCAAAUGUUUGUCAAGGCCUUCCAAACCUUAGAUUACUAUAUCUUUACUUUAAUGAUUUCUCUGGUGAGAUGCCAAAAGUUUGGUCUCAUUGCAAAGAAUUACAAUAUUUGGAACUAUCAGGCAUUCAUUUUGACAAAGGACGCAUGCCAUCUGACAUCGCAAAAUUGACCAAGCUUCAAUAUUUGUAUCUUCCUUUAACCAACUUGCAUGGUGAAAUUCCAUUUUCCCUCUUCAACAUCUCUUCUUUGAUAAAGAUCAUCCUUGACAAGAACAACUUAAAUGGAAGUCUCCCACAUGAGAUGUGUCAUCAAUUUCCUCAGCUUCAAGUUUUUUCUCUAGACUAUAAUGAUUAUAGAGGAAUCAUUCCACGAUCUAUUAAAAAUUGCACAUCUUUACAAUAUUUCAGUUUGGCAGAUAACUUUUUUACAGGUUCGAUACCAAUAGAGAUUGGCCAUCUGAAUCAACUCAAACUUUUACAAUUGGGAAAUAACAGCUUGAGUGGACCUAUUCCUUCAAAACUCCUCAACAUUUCAACAUUGAAAAUUUUGAGUCUUGAUCAAAAUUAUCUCUCAGGCAUGCUUCCAUCAAAUAUGGGAUUUGGUCUUCCUAACCUACGACGCCUAUCCAUAUAUGAAAACAACUUUGUUGGAAAAAUUCCUGAUACUAUAUCCAAUGCUUCAAAUCUCGUUCAACUUGACAUGAGUGAAAACGAAUUUAGUGGAAUUAUACCCAAUUCUUUUGGAGAUUUAGCAUUCCUCAAAUACCUCGGCAUAAGUAGGAAUAAUUUGACAAUAAUUGAUGAUGAUUCUUUUGAAAUAAACUUCCUUACUUCACUUACUAGUUGCACAUAUCUUGAACAUCUUGAAGUAUCAGAGAAUAGGUUACUUUCAAAACUUCCCAAGUCGAUUGGAAACUUAUCAUUACAAUAUUUUAUGGCAGAUUCUCUUGGAAUUAAUGGAAAUAUUCCACUAGAAAUCGGAAACAUGAGCAGCCUCAUUGAAUUAUCUCUGAGUAGGAAUAAUUUAACCGGACCGAUUCCUAGUACAAUUAAAAGGUUAAAUCAACUUCAACAUUUGAAUCUUGGCUACAAUGGACUGCAGGGAUCAAUAGUUCAUGACCUUUGUGAAGUGAGCAGUUUGAGUGAGUUGUAUUUAACAAGAAAUAAGCUUUUUGGUGUGUUACCAACAUGCUUGGGAAAUAUGACUUCUCUAAGAGAGUUUCAUACAGGAUCUAAUAACUUGACUUCAAAGAUACCUUUGUCUUUUUGGAAUCUUGAAGAUAUUUUAGAGGUAAACUUAUCCUCUAAUGCUUUAAUUGGAAUUCUGCCACCUGAGAUUAAGAAUUUAAGAGCUGUUACACUAUUAGAUCUCUCUGAAAAUCAAUUUUCAAGCAAUAUUCCAACAGCCAUAAGCUUAUUGAGAACUUUAGAAACUCUAUCUUUAGCAAAUAACAAAUUGAAUGGUUCAAUUCCAACAUCACUUGGUGAAAUGUUAAGUUUGAGUUUCUUGGACUUUUCUCAAAAUCUUAUAACUGGUGUAAUUCCAAAAUCAUUAGAGUCACUUUCUUAUCUUAAAUACAUAAAUCUAUCAUACAAUAGAUUGCAAGGAGAGAUUCCUGAUGGAGGACCUUUCAAAAGCUUCACAGCUCAAUCUUUCAUGCAUAAUGAUGCGCUUUGUGGCAGUCCUCGCUUAGAAGUACCUCCAUGUGAUAAACAAAUUAGGAAAAAAGCAAAGACAAAGAUGGUAUUAAUCAUAUGCAUAACAUCCACAUUUGUUUUGUUAGGCAUUUUGGUUGGUGCAUGCAUAAUACUUCGGAGGCAUAAAAGGAAAAAGGUUGAAAAUCCACAUAAAAGUGAUUUGUCAGCUACUUUAGGGGCUCCAAGAAGAAUAUCCUACUAUGAACUUGUCAAAGCGACUAAUGGAUUCAGUGAAAGUAAUUUACUUGGAAGAGGUGGCUUUGGAUCUGUGUAUCAAGGAAUUCUUUCUAGUGGAAAGAUGGUGGCAAUUAAAGUACUUGACUUAACAUUGGAAGCAACAUCAAGAAGCUUUGAUGCAGAAUGUAAUGCAAUGCGCAACCUUAGACAUCGAAAUCUGGUUCAGGUUAUCGGUAGUUGUUCAAAUGAUGAUUUCAAAUCUCUAGUGAUGGAGUUUAUGUCAAACGGAAGUGUGGAAGCAUGGUUAUACUCAGAGAACUAUUGUUUGAAUUUCUUGCAAAGGUUGAAUAUAAUGAUAGAUGUGGCAUUAGCAUUGGAGUAUCUGCAUCAUGGUUCUGCAAUACCAGUGGUUCAUUGUGAUUUGAAGCCUAGUAAUGUGUUACUAGAUGAAGAUAUGGUUGCGCAUAUCAGCGAUUUUGGCAUUUCCAAGCUUUUGGAUGAAGGACAAUCUAAAACUCAUACCCAGACUUUAGCUACUCUUGGUUAUGUUGCACCAGAAUAUGGAUCUAAGGGAGUCAUUUCAGUUAAAGGAGAUGUGUACAGUUAUGGGAUAAUGUUGAUGGAAAUGUUCACUGGAAAGAAACCAACAAAUGAAAUGUUUUCAGAAGAAUUAACCUUGAAAACUUGGAUUAGUGAAUCAAUGGUCAAUUCAGUCAUGGAAGUUGUGGAUUACAAUUUAGGCUCACAACAUGGAAAAGAACUUCAUGAAAUUUUAGCUUUAGCUUUGAGUUGUUGUGCAGAUUCACCUGAAGCAAGAAUUAAAAUGACAAAUGUAACCGCAUCGUUAAUCAAAAUCAAGACUUCAGUCAUGCGGUGAAAAUGACAGAUGUAACUUCAUGGUUUUGGGUUAAUUUCUAGCAUAGAAUCACUCAGUUGUGAUUUUCCAUCUUUUAAUCUAAAUAAGUGGUUUUUAUAAGUUUUAUUUUUUUGUGAUUUUGUCAUCUGGACGUUGUGUUGUUCGUAGUCUUGGUGUGACGCUUGAUUUCUCGUCAUGUUGUGGUGUUCUAUUAGUUCCAUAUUGAAAGAUCUACUUCAUAAGUAUUCCAAACAA